This is a messenger RNA of Plectropomus leopardus (leopard coralgrouper), 8921 nucleotides long. The record is from RefSeq and is a predicted model, not a curated record. NCBI's taxonomy places the organism in Eukaryota, Metazoa, Chordata, Actinopteri, Perciformes, Serranidae.
UGGCGGAGUAGCCCUGCCUGUCCGCUGGAAAACAAUAGAAACAGCACAGAAGGGACAGAGUUAGCCUGUUCCGACUGGACCAAUCCGCUCCAAAAACCUCACACAUCCCGACUCGGGCUCGGCCAGGUGGGGGAGGAAUAUCCGCGCCGGGAACCUCGGGAGAAUAAAUCUAAAGCAGGAUGCUUUAUUUAAGCGUUUCGGGCUAGCCACCUAGCCUGCUAGUCGAGCUAACGUUAGCCCGUCUUACCUUAAAAAACAUAGAGUUAGCAGCUAGCGGCUAACGGCUACAAGGAGGCGGAGGAUCAGCUGUUUGCUAGACAGAUGCUGUAGGAAGGAGCGGACAGCGACGAUUUCACAGUAAGUGAAUUUAAAAUUAUCUGGAAAGUCUUGUCGUGUGUUUUGCCGUAGCGUUAGCUAAAAAAUAAUGUGUUCAUUAAGCUGAGUGAUUGCUGCCAAGUUUGUGUUAGCCAGCGACUAGCCAGCUAACUAGCCCCCCGCUAACCGAGCUAACUACUUAAUACUCGAGCAAAAAAUAAAAAAGUUUCACACAAGUUUUGGACCCGCUAUGAUGCUCGCACGGAGGGAAACACCAUCGGUGAUAUAUACACGGAGGUGAAGUUAGAGGCUAACGCGAGCUAGCGCUAAAAAACACCUAUUUUGGUGAUAGUUUUUUAAGGAAUUGUCGACGCUCCAACUUUGAUUUUUUGAGUGGAGGAAUGUUGCUAACUUAACUAGCUCAACGGGAGUUAGUUUGAUAGCGAGGCUGUUUCAUUGAUUUAAAAUUGAAAUGUAGAGUUAAUUAUUUAUUUUGGAGAGAAAGAAGAAAAGUAGCGUGGUUUGUUUUCACGCCGCAGGGUUUAAAAUCAGAGGUUUUUUAAAUUAAACUGUGGCUCUAACAGGACUCCUCUGUUUUUGUUACACAGCAAGUUAAACGAGCUGUUGUAUAUAAUGAAGGAUCAUAGUGAGUAAAGAAAAUAAAAUCAGGAGGCUGAAUGGUUUUGCACCCAAAAACGUUAAUUUUCCUCUCCGGCAGUGAGUGCCGCUGUGACUGAAGGCCAUUAGCAAGACAAAGGUCGCCUCCAUGGAGCCAGCACAGGAGUCUUUGUAAAGGGCGAGGGGGGUGUAUAUAGACGCCCAGAGUGAGAGAGAAAAAAAGAGCCAAAUUCAGCAUUUUAUGGACGAAACCUGAGCCGGGAGUUUUACUAUUAUUGAUGAUGGCGGAUUUUGUUACACCGCGACACAGCGCGGUGAUGGAGAGGCUCCGCCGGAGGAUCGAGCUCUUCCGGCAGCAUCACAACAGCUGCGAGAGCCGCUACGAGAGCGCGACGCUGGAGCGGCUGGAGCUGGAGAGGCAGCAGACCUUCGCCCUGCACCAGCGCUGCCUGCAGGCCAAAGCCAAGCGGUCCAACAAGCACCGGCAGCCCCAGCCCAGCGGCGACCAGGCCGGACAGAGAGCGCCCGGCAGCGGAGGCGGAGGAGGGAGCGCGGAGCUCGGGGAGAGCGGAGGGACGGCGGCGGAGCAGAGCCGGAACAGCACCCUGAUAGCGCUGCAGGAGACGGUGAAGAGGAAGCUGGAGAGCGCCGGUUCUCCGCUGGGCAGAGAUCAGGUCAACGGUUUCAGCGACGGUUUCCCCCCAAACAAGAAGGCCUGUCUGGAUAACGGCACCACCAACGGCUCCCCGCUGGACUCCAAACUGGGCAUCAGCGACUCUCUGAACUCUAACGGGACCCACGCGCAGGCCGGGGAGUCGGCGGAUGGCGGCAGGGAGCCCGUUUCGGACUUCCAUCGGAAGGAGAUGAAGCAGGAGCCCGACGACAUCCUGCCCAUCAUGCCGCCGUCGGGAGCAGGCAACAACAGCCUGUUCCCCGACCUCAACCUGAACGAGCAGGAGUGGACGGAGCUGAUGGAGGAGCUGAACUGCUCAGUGGCCUACGAGGACAUCCAGGACAUUCUCAAUGACGGCUUUGAGGACCGCAAGGACCCGCUGGAGCUGGCGCCGACUCCAGGCGGUGCCGGGGCGGUGGGUGGAGGAGCAGGAGGAGCAGCAGGUGGUGGCGGAGGCGGUCAGUCCUCGCAGGGUCUGCUUCCUCCGGAUCUGGCCAGCGUGAAGACGGAGUUCUCCCCGGCCUCGGUGGCUUUCGAGCAGGACUCUCGCACCGGCUCCCCUCAUGUCCGGUCCACCUCCUCUGGACCGCCUCCUCACCCCACCAGCUCCCCCGUCGCCUCCUCUUCUGCAUCCUCCCCAGCUCUGCCACCAUCCCAGCCGGCUCCUCCACCCAGGCAGCUCCAGCCUCCCCCGAACCACCUCCUCCCUCGCCCCCCGGUGCCCAAAGACCUGUCCCCCGCCCAGCAGCUCCAGCAGCUGGCCGCCCAGCAGCAGAGGGCCCAGCACCUCCACGGCCAGAUGCAGCACAAACAGCAACAACCAGGGGCCAAGUUCCACAACCAGGGGCCCCACGCCCACCCCCCGCCUUGGCCCCAGAUGGCCAACACUUCUCAGAGCCCACUCGGGGGCGCGUUUGGUAUGGACAAGCCCACGAGCCCCUCCCUGUACCCCCAGGACUUUAACCCCAACGCCCAGAAGCAGCUGCUGAUGCCCGGUCAGCCCAACAAAAGCUCUCCCAAGGCGGGGGCCGGCAGCUACAUGCCGGGGCCCACCGGACACCCCAACAUGAUGGGUCACCCGACGUCAGGGCUGCCGCUCAGCCACCCGCCGGCGCCAGGAGCUCAGGCUUCGACCGCCAUGCCGAACUAUAACAACACUAAACCUCUGUCGCACUUUGAGGCGGGGCCAGGGCCGCCGCGGCCCCCCAACACCCAGAUCCAGAACAAGGCGGCCCUGCUGACGCUGAUCCGACAGCAGCAGCAGCAGAUCAAACAGAAGAACAACAUGAACUUCCGCCAGCACAUACCGCACACACAGGACCAGAACUCCUAUCCUGCUCCUCCACACGGCCCGGGUCCCGCCAACAACAUGCCGUCUGCGCCCGGAAACAACGCCAUGGCGACCCAGCCGGGGGCAAACGCCAUGGCGGGUAACCACAGCAACGCAGCGUACCUGAGCAACCAGGCGGCGGGGGUGGCGGCGGCGCUGAAACAGCAGCAGCAGCAGCAACAACAGCAGCAGCAUCAACAGCAGAUCCUGGAGCAGCAGAAGCAGCAGUACAUGCAGAGACAGCAGCUGAUGGCCGAACAGGAGAACGGGCAGCAGGACCAGCAGCUGCAGAGACACCACCGACCUCCCCCACAGUACCAGGACCAGCCGGGACAGCCGGCCAAUCAGAACCCUUUCCCACAGCCACCAGUCAACCAGUUUACAGCUUCCUCUCAGUCGAUGGGCGGCGUCGGUUCCAUGGGAGGCCCCUCCCCCGGCGCCCAGCGUAUGUUCUCUCAGAACCAAGGCAUGAUGGGUAUGAGCAUGGGUCCUGGCGGCGGGCCGGCAGGUGGCGUAGCUCCGCCCUCAGCGGGGAGUCAGAGUGACAUCAGCCUGUCGUCCUGCGGGGGCGGAGGAGGCGGGGCCGGCGUGGACGUGCAGCAGGUGCUCUACAACAACAUGAACCUUCACCCCAACCACCCGGCUCACCCGUCCCACCCGCCACAGCAGCCCGGCCUGCAGCGCCAGGCGCUGGGCCCCAUGAGCGCCUCCUACAGGCAGAACCUGCUGGCUCAGCAGCAGCAUCUGAAGGCGCAGCCCAACGCCGCCAUGUUGAAGCAGCAGCAGCAGCUGGCCGCCGCCCGCAUGCCGGGCUCCAUGCAGAACAGUAUGGGCGCCAACCUGCCUGGUAACAUGCCCGGCGGCAUGCAGGGCACCCAGAGCGCCGCCUGGCAGCAGCAGCUGGCCAACCAGCCGCCCUCCAACAACGCCGGCCUCCCGCCCAACGCCUUCAACAACCCCCCCAACACCUUCCACAUCCAGCAGCAGUCUCGCAUUCCCAAGAUGCCGCCUGGCGCUGCACCCUUUGGUGCAAACCCCGGCGGGCGUCCGAUGGGAGGCCUGAAUCCCGGGCAGCAGAUGAUGCAGACAAACAUGGCGGCCGCCCAACAGAGGGCGCCGCCAAACCCUCAAAGCCUCGGCCAGCCGAUGGCCAAUCAGCAGCAGACUCAACAGCAACAGGCCAAUCAGAACCAGGCUGUCCUCUCAGACCUGGCGGCGUUCGGACAGCCGCAGGGCAACAGCCGCCAGGGACUACAGUGUAACCAAGGUUACCAGGUGAGCAGGACUGCCAAUCAGCAGCAGCAGCAGGUGUCGUUUGGAUACAACGUGGCGUCGGGGAGUUUCGCCGGGGAGAGCGAGCUGGUGGACUCGCUGCUGAAGGGUCAGAGCACCCAGGAGUGGAUGGCCGACCUGGACGAACUUCUCGCCAACCACCGCUAGUCAGAAACACCUGUGUGCACCUGGAGCACCUGCUGAGCUGCGACGCUGCACCGGAGUCACCAAGACUUCCUGUUGUGACGUGUCGAAAAAGAUCCAGACAGGAGGUCGGCGUGUUAGCAUUAGCCACGCAGCUAACGAUGAGACCACCCCACUCUGCGUUUGAGCUGAAACAUCCGGUGAAGUCAUGAAGGUCGCUGGUAAAGUUUUUCCAGACGCCGAUCCGAGCUGUCUGCUGUCCUGAUCCGAUGAGACGGCGUCUCACCGCAUCAGGAUAAUAUAAAUCCCUGAUACAUGAGCCAGCUGCCAAAUCCAUUGCAAUGCAAUGACGAAAAACGUGGAAGUUUGGUAGUUUAAUUCCCACAGCAGUCAGUGUGCAAAGUCCUGGUCCUGAAUCUCAGAGACACUUUGGUUCAGCAGACAGUCAGCAGGUUUAAAAUCCAACAACUGACUCACUGGUAACCAGUAAAACCAGUCCAGUCACCGCUGGAGCCCUGAUGAACACCAGGUCUCAUUCAAAAAUCUGUCAAUGUAACGGUGAAAUGCUCUCUGCAGAGUUACACACCCGGUAGAACAGUACGUCUAAAGCCUUUUUCAAUUUUCCACGCUUUUCUGGAAAAUUCGUCUCACAGGAAAUCCAGGAAACAGGAAGUUCAUUGAUGAAACAUCAGGGUCUAGCAGUGAAUUUAACCCUUUGAUUGACCCUGCUGCAACAAAAUUGUAACAAUUACUAAGAUGGUUAUAUUGGUAUAAACAUUACAGUAACAUUUAUGAUGAAUUGUUGUAUCACUGAACCAAAUCGCAACUUCAGAAUUUAUUCACCAGCAAAAAGUGUUUAAAACGUUUCAUUUUAUUUUCUGACUGAAACAGUAACUGUUGAUUUCUGAGCUGAUAUCCUGUUUCUACCUCGUGUGUAAAUCUGCAAACGAGCCGCAGACCGAUGUCGAGUGUGCCGAUGACGAGUGUGUGUAAAUAUAACCGUGUUGCACACUGCAGUGUGUAUUGAUGACUGGAGACUGAAGGGAGGAGGAGUCGCCUUAAGACUACUGAAGCUUUGGCUCAGUGCUAAACCACUGUACCCGCCCCGCAGCGCCACCUACAGACCAGCAGCGUCACUCGGUCACAGUCUCAAAAACCUUGACGGAUUGACUCGCUCACAGUUCAGCGGAGAUGAAGUUAAAUCACUCUUAAAGUGGAAUUAGACAUUUUUUUCUUUGACUCGUCAUUGUGAAGCAAAAUCGGUAAUGAUCCGCGUUCAGACUGCUUUCCCGAAAAGCUUCGCUCUCACUGUGCAACUCUGUCUGCCACCGCGUACGAUCUCCCGGGAAAGCGGGGGCAAUAUUUUACAGCACAAAGGAAGUGCGUCAACCGUUGCACGACCAAAACACAAAGACGGUAAAGCUUUUGUUUUCUCCGGUAGCUUUCAUCAGUUACCAAAGAGAAUCUCAGUAACGAAAUGCCGUGCGUCCUGUUUUUGGCUUGAAGGGAAAACGAUCCGACUGUUUUUGCAGCAGCGGCUCCAACAAUACCGCCACCUUCUAAAACAGGGGGGGGAAAUUUGCAGCUUUCCACUUUAAAAGAAAAAUAAUUCUACAAAAAAAUUAACACGCAUUAGCAUUACGUGAUUGAGUCAUUUUAAAGGACCAUGCUGCUGUUUUUUCAUGUUUAUUUAUGUUUACUGCACAUCACAGAUACUUCAUUACUGUGGCCGUCUUCCAAAACACACUUGUGUUUUUAAAGGUGUAUUUUCCAACAUGGAUCCUCUUUUCCCAUGUUUUUUUUUUUUUUUUGUAUUACGAAAAUUUUAUUGCCCACAAAUAUGGAAAUCUGUCUUUAAUUUCACCAUAAGAUACAUACAAGACACAAAAUACAGAUCAGACACGCCCUAAAAACAUAAAAAUAUAUGGUAAAAAAAUACAGCAAAGCAUAUCAUGUGAAAAGUUUAAAAUGGUCUCAGUGAUACACAUACAAGCAGAUAAAAUUUAAAAUAAAUAGGUAUUUAUGUCGAUUUUUCAUGCCAUGCAAAAACAAACAUUAUGGCAACAUCAACUUUUGAAAUUUGUUCGGUAUUUAGAGAGAGAUCUGCUGCUGGCAGCUGCAAAACGGGCUGCAACGUAACCACUCUGUCAAUUUAUGCAUCCUCAAUAACCCCCAAAACCACAAGAUAUUGUCAAUAUAUACGGUCAUGCAAAUUAGGUAAAUUAUGCAAAUUGCCAAACAUAUGCAAGUCGGCAUCCAGAAGUUGCUUAAUUCUGGGGACCCGUACUGGACAUUAAUAACAUCAAACUUUAGGCUACUCAACAUUUCUGGGUGAUUUUGCUGGUAAACUAUGACAAAAACAUGGAAAAACAGGGUCCGUGCUGAAAAAUACAGGACUUUGCCUUUAAGAUUUGAGUGUUUUUAGUUCACUUCAGUAUGAAAAUCAACUUGCACGGAGAGAAUCCAUCACGUCAUGUUUCCUCUUUAGUUUUAUAUUACUGUGGUAUUUGUUUACCACAACAUGUUACUGUGAUGAAAUUAAAAGCGGACGUGAUGUCUGAGCCAAAAUUCAAACAAGUAGAUUUUCAUACCGUAGGGAAAUAUCUGGAAACAAUGCGUUACUAUUUAAACAUCAAACACAACACGGCACGUUUUGUUUGACACGCAGUCAUGUAAAGUGGACGUCCCUGAAUGGAUCGGCUGAAUUUUCUGAGUUUAAGUCGCUUUUUUUUUUUGUUUGCAUCAAAAAAAAAUCCAAAUUUCAACAGUGAGCCUGGUGAGUCACACAGUGUGUGUUGCUCAUUUUUAUAUAUCCAGAAAAUCCUUAUUUAAAUAAUUUCAAAAUCACCAGACUGAAUAACACUCAACAGGUCAGAUUAAUUCAUCCUCAUAGUGGAAGUAAAAUUUGCAAAAACAGUCAAAUGUUCAUCUUUAAAAGCUCUGAUGUUUAAGAGCUCGGGUGAAGAAAAUAAAGAUAUUUAAGGAGAACGCCGACCAGCAGAGACACAAAGACGCUGUAGAUCCCAUUCAGACUUUUUGUUUAACAUGUAAAUGUCGUCGGAGCUGCACUUCCUCCUGCUGCACUGAGUCCACAGACCAGAGUCCACCUGUCUCCAGGUGUCCACGCUCUGACUCCGAGUCUGUGGGACGACUCCGCUCAACGUCAUUUCAAUUCAAUUCAUCGAACACGUUAAAGUUUAGUUUUGUGAAACUUAUCCAGCUUUAAAUUUCAGUUUUCCGACCUGAAAAUCACAAAAAUGAGCUGAUCGGGAAGUUUUCCUCAUUAAACAAAGACUUUUGAAACCUUUUUUCUGCAGCUAACGAUGACGUUCCUUACCGAAUCAUUCAUAGAUCAUUUUCUCGAUCGAUUGUUUGGUUUAUAAAACGUUAGAAAACGGUGAGAAAAGCCUGAUAGAAUAUCCUGGAGCCUAAAGUGACUUUUUUGUUUUCUCCAAACAUUUAAAAAAAAAAAAAUUAAUGAACUCCUAAAUGUGCCAUUUGGAAAUCAGCAAAAUCAAAACAUUUGAGAACUAAAAUAUUAAAUUUUUGGCAUUUUAGUUUGAGAAAAUAAAUGAUCAAAAUAGCUUUUCAAAUUAGUUUUCAGUCGAUAAAUUGAAUAAUUGUUGCAGCUCUAGCCUAAAAAAAUAAGCAUUUAACUCCUCUGAGCUGCAGGCAGAACCGUCUCCUGAUUUCCUUCGAGCAUUAAUAUCAAUUAUUGGCAUUAAUUUUCAGUGUGCAGCCGUUUUAUUAAAAAUUCUCCAUAUUAAAAUUCUGAUUAAAAAAAAUAAACGUAAGUGUCUUACAGAAUAUGAAAAUUUUUCUCACAGCGUUUCAGUGAUUUAAAAAAAAUCCUACGUUAAGUUCUGACUUUUUUUAAGUGGUUUUUUUUGUUUGUUUGUUUUUGUUUUUUUUAAACGCAGCAUUUUAGCUCCUGAUGUUUCCCAAAUUCAAAAUGUGGCCUUGUUGGUUAAAAAGCCUCAAACAUUAAAGUUUUAAAGCUAAACCUGAUCGGACGAUGAAUUUAACGUUGAAUACGUACGUGACGUUUAGAGUUGUGUCCUUAUGGUUCUCAUUAUAUAAAUACGUUGUAUGUUCGAUUCGCGUCCGAAUUCGCCGUUCGAUUCGUCGUCUGAUGUCUCCAGCCUGUUUAAGGCGGACUGUGACCCGGUCGUCCUGUUUUCUUGUUUUUAAGGUGGAACUGUGACCCGCUCGUUCGAUCUACUGUACUGUUCUUUUCUUCAAAGAAACGUUUUUUGUGUAUUUUAUUUGUAAUGUUAUUAUUGCUAAACGAUCGCUUGGGGCUGGUUUCACGUCUUCAUCCAAAUCGCUGCCGAUCGAUCUCCUGCCGAAUCUUCAGCUUCCAGCGUCGCACGGCCUCCCGCGGUUUUUCGGGGUUUAACUGUGUAAAUGUCUAUAAAUAUAUUUUUUGUAUGUAUGCCUUUCCUAAUGAUCUGGAGAAGAUAGAUGUUAUUUUUAUAUAUUGCAGCGGAUUUUUUGUAAGUAUUUUAUACUUUUGAUAUGGUUCUCUGUAAAACAAGAGUAUUAUGUAAAUAUAGUUCUUUAGAAACA